Messenger RNA from Pipistrellus nathusii (Nathusius's pipistrelle), 2874 nucleotides. The record is from the annotation of a GenBank genome assembly. Lineage: Eukaryota; Metazoa; Chordata; Mammalia; Chiroptera; Vespertilionidae.
AUGAACUUUGCGGAGGCAGAGGACUCCAAGAGGUACUGCAUUCGAGGCAAACAUGCGGCCGCGAUCUGCGCCACGGUGGUGGCUGUGGGGUUGAUCGUGGGACUCUCCGUCGGCCUGACCAGGUCAUCGUGCGGCCCAGCGGACAGCGCCCCCACCUCCCCCUCCACCUCCACCUCCACCUCCACCUCCGCGCCCCCCAGCUCCGGCCCCCCCGAGGAGCAGGGGGUCUGCCCGGCCAGCGAGGACGAGAGCGGCGGCUGGAGGGAGUUCAGGCUGCCCGCCUGGGUGAGCCCGGUGCACUACGACCUGGAGGUGCAGCCGCUGCUGGAGGCGGACACGUACACGGGCUCCGUGGCCAUCGCCGUGAACCUGAGCGCGCCCACGCGCCACCUGUGGCUGCACCUGCGCGAGACCCGGGUCAGCCGGCCCCCCGCGCUGGCGGCGCCCGCGGGGGCGGCGGUGCGGCUGCGGCGCUGCUUCGAGUACCGGAGGCAGGAGUACCUGGUGCUGGAGGCCGAGGAGGAGCUGCCGGCCAACGCCGCCCAGGGCCCCUUCUACACCCUCACCCUGCACUUCGCCGGCCAGCUCAACGGCUCGCUCGUGGGCUUCUACAGGACCACGUACGUGGAGAACGGGCAGACCAAGAGCAUAGCAGCCACUGAUCAUGAACCAACAGAUGCCAGGAAAUCCUUCCCUUGUUUUGAUGAGCCCAACAAAAAGGCAACUUAUACAAUUUCUAUCGUCCACCCCAAAGACUAUAAGGCUCUUUCAAAUAUGCCGGUAGAGAAAGAAGAGCCAGUGGAUGACAAAUGGCAACGAACAGUUUUCCAGAAGUCUGUUCCCAUGAGCACUUACCUGGUGUGCUUUGCUGUGCAUCAAUUUCACCCCAUAACGAGAAUCUCAAAGAGGGGAGUACCUCUCACUGUAUAUGUCCAGCCAGAGCAAAAGCACACAGGUGAAUAUGCUGCCAACAUAACUCAAAUUGUGUUUGAUUAUUAUGAAGAAUACUUUGGUAUGAAUUAUUCACUUCCUAAAUUAGAUAAGAUCGCUAUUCCAGACUUUGGCACCGGGGCGAUGGAGAACUGGGGACUCAUCACGUACCGGGAAACGAACCUGCUGUAUGACCCCCAGCAAUCGGCCUCCUCCAACAAGCAGAGGGUUGCUGCUGUGGUUGCCCAUGAACUUGUUCAUCAGUGGUUUGGAAAUACUGUGACCAUGGAUUGGUGGGAAGACUUGUGGCUGAAUGAAGGCUUCGCGUCCUUCUUUGAGUUCCUGGGAGUAAACCACGCAGAAAGAGACUGGCAAAUGCGGGACCAGAUGCUACUUGAAGAUGUACUACCUGUACAAGAGGAUGAUUCUUUGAUGUCUUCACACCCCAUUGUCAUCACGGUGUCAAAUCCAGCUGAAAUAACAUCUGCUUUCGAUGGAAUAUCCUACAGCAAGGGAGCUUCCAUUCUGAGAAUGAUUGAAGACUGGAUAACACCACGGAAUUUUCAAAGAGGGUGUCAGAUUUAUUUGGAAAGAUACAAAUUUAGGAAUGCAAAAACUUCAGAUUUUUGGGCAGCUCUUAAAGAGGCAAGUAAUCUGCCAGUGAAAGAAGUGAUGGACACCUGGACCAAACAGAUGGGUUAUCCUGUCCUUAAUGUGAAUGAUAUGAACAACAUCAAACAGAAACGCUUUCUAUUGGACCCAAAAGCUAAUCCUUCUCUGCCACCUUCAGAGUUUGGUUACACAUGGAAUAUUCCAGUUAGAUGGAGUGAAGAUACAGAGUCACUUAUUACCUUCUACAAUAGGUCAGAAACAGGAGGAAUCAGUUUGAAGCCUUCUAAUUCUAGUGGAAAUGUUUUUCUCAAAAUAAACCCAGAUCAUAUUGGGUUUUAUCGUGUAAAUUAUGAAACAUCAACUUGGGACCAGAUCAUUACCAAUCUUUCCUCCAACCACAAGGAUUUUUCUUCUGCUGACCGUGCAAGUUUUAUUGAUGAUGCUUUUGCCUUGGCAAGAGCUCAACUUCUAGAUUAUGGGGUGGCUCUGAACUUGACCAAGUAUCUCAAAAUGGAAAAUGAAUUUUUACCAUGGCAGAGAGUUAUUUCAGCUGUAUCCUAUAUCAUCAGCAUGUUUGAAGAUGAUAAAGAGCUAUACCCUGACAUUGAGGAAUACUUCCGAGGCCAAGUGAAGCCGGUUGCAGAUCAUCUGACAUGGAAUGACACUGGAGACCACCUCACAAAGUUACUCCGCACCUCUGUGUUAGGGUUCGCAUGCAAGAUGGGAGACCAAGAAGCCUUGGGCAACGCUUCCCAGUUAUUUCAGCAGUGGCUCACUGGGACUGUAAGCAUUCCUGUAAAUCUCAGGCUUCUGGUCUAUCGUUAUGGGAUGCAGAACUCUGGCAAUGAGUCUUCAUGGAACUACACACUUGAACAAUAUCAGAAAACUCCAUUAGCUCAAGAAAAAGAAAAGCUGCUGUAUGCAUUAGCAUCAAUCAAGAAUGUUACUAUUCUGUCAAGGUAUUUGGACUUGCUCAAGGACUCAAACCUUAUUAAAAGUCAGGAUCUGUUUACAGUCAUCCGAUAUAUCUCAUAUAACAGCUAUGGGAAGAGCAUGGCCUGGAAUUGGAUACAGCUCAACUGGGAAUAUCUAGUCAACAGAUUCACACUCAAUGACAGGACCCUUGGCCGGAUUGUCUCAAUAACAGAGUCCUUCAACACUGAGCUCCAGCUCUGGGAGAUGGAGAGUUUCUUCAAAAAAUAUCCGGAAGCUGGAGCAGGAGAGAAACCUAGGGAGCAAGCGCUGGAAACAGUGAAAAACAAUAUUGAAUGGCUAAAGCAAAAUAGAAAGAGUAUAAGCGGAUGGUUUUCGGGAUUACCCAAGAGUGGAUAA